AUGUGGCGGGACAAUGGCAAGGUGGACGUUCAUUUCGCCAUCGCAAAAGAAUAAGUUAGGCGCAACGUCCUGGAACACCCACGCACCUGCCCAACCACAGGUAUGACAGCGGUCACGUGAUGUUUGUAAUACCAUACAGAGAAACAAUAGACAGGUGAGGAGCCCUCCACGAGGAAUGGCGCAGCGCGCGGUGUCAGCAUGUAUGAGGAGCAGGCACGUGAGGGUUCGUCCAUGCAAUUUGUGGGGAGGAUGGUAGGACGGGGAGGCUUGGCGAUGCGCUAUGCACGUGCAGCUCGCAGGCUUUUCAACAGCAGCAGCAGCAACCACCACCAGACCACGCAGUGAGAGUAUCUGGCCUUUUACCGACCCUCGUCCUACGACUGUAGUGCGCCAUUUACCCGCAGUGUUCUCUGGCGCGCGGACACUGUCUCCUCCUCAUCCAGCGGUUCUGCCUCCCAUCGCAUGGCAACAAGCACUUACUCCUGUUAACUUACAUAGUAGGGAAGGGUGGUUAUAGUACAAGCAUCUCCACUUCCUAUCUACUGUGGCUUUAUUUUGGACGCCCCACGCAGACAAGGACUGUCUUUUUGCGUGCAGGGCUAAUGGACUGUGAUUACAACUAACUUCAGGAUGAAGUUUGACAAACUAGUUUGUCGCCCCAACUUGACCUGACGGCAAACAUCGCAGGAAGGAAAGUCGAAACAGAAAAACAAUUGUCAAGAGGAUAUAUUUUUCUUUUCCCAAAAGGGCUCUGAUGUAACAUUUGUUCUGACAAACUAUGUUGUGCGCAGAGAAAGCAAACGAAAAACAAUGAAAGAUGAUGAAAUAAAAUUCCUCUCAGGCUGUUUUCUUUGGGGAGUCUAGCUUGCAUCCGAGUGAGACAUCUUGUAAGACAAAGGACUCCUUACUACUUAAAUCGACUCCAAGAAGAGAGCCUUAAUUCUGUCUGCGUUCUUUUCUCGAAGUUGUGGUUCGCACCCUUGUACCUCCCACCGUCUUCCUAUCCCUCUCCCUUCCACCAACCCGUCAUACGAGAGAAGACAGGAAAAGAAAAGACCUGACGGACAGCGCUUUUGGACAGCAAGCAGUGGUGGGGUUACUGUGGUGCAGCCGUCAACCGGAGAGUGGCAAGCAAGGGGAGUAUGAACAGCUGGCGGUUGGAAAGUCAGUCAAAACAUAAUUACAACAGCAUCCUGUAACGUAGAAGGGGAGAGAGACGUGGACGUUAACGGCACCUUGGUGUAAGCAACAAACAAGUUCUUCAGUAAAGGCAACUGCUCCACACCAACAAGAACAGUGGCUCACUAGUGUACUGAGGGUUUUAGGGAUGAACCUGUGCUGACAGGGUCAGCUAGUCCUGCCCACCAUCUGCAGAACAUCUACAAAGCUUUGAACCAACUUGCUAGGUAUCUCAGUAUAACCACCUUCGUACCAGAGAACUUCAUCUAUAAAUGUGUAGAUGUGAGAACUGAUUUAUUUGGAAAUGAAAUCGCCGUAUAUGUGCUCGGACUCUCGGUUGUGUCUUCAUAAAGGUAUAAAAAGUCAUUUAUAAAAGUGAGAAAAUUUAAAAUAGACAUUGUUUCUGUGGCAGAAGAUUUGUCUUGAGCUUGUCUCUUUAACAUUUUGUAAAGAUCACUGACAAUGGCUUUUAGAUAUUUGUAACGGUUCCACUAAAAGCCUGUUUUAAAAGUGUACCGAACUUCACGAACCGCCAGAGAAGAACAAAGAAGACAUAAAGCUAGGGGGCGUCUUCAUUUUUUCUGAGUCCAGCAGGACCAACACAACCUCCGUCGUCCUCUGUCCCAGCUCCAAACAAACCCCACCAUGGCUGCCACUCUCCCCAUGGAUGUUGAACUUGCACUCACCAACAUGUCAACAACAACAACAACAACACAAUCCGACGUGGACAACGUCACCAGCAACAGCACCGAGUGCUGGAAUGAGUAUUGCUACAGCGUCGAUGAGUACGAGAAUGCUGUCUGGGAGCACAUCUACCCUGAGGAUUACGAGUGGUUCUUCAUUGUCCUCUACACCAUCACCUUCAUCGUCGGCCUCGUUGGCAACUCGCUGGUGUGCUUCGCCGUGUGGCGCAACCACAACAUGCGCACCGUCACCAACGUCUUCAUCGUCAACCUCGCCGUUGGCGACUUCAUGGUCAUCCUCCUGUGCCUGCCGCCCACGCUGGUGCAGGACGUGUCCAACACCUGGUUCAUGGGCGCUGUCAUGUGUAAAGCUCUGCUUUUUCUUCAGAACGCCUCCGUGUCCGUGUCAGUGCUCACCCUCAGCGCCAUCGCGGUGGAGCGGUGGUACGCCAUCUGCUAUCCCUUGAGGUUCAAAUCCACGCUGAGCCGCGCACGCAACAUCAUCAUCAUCAUCUGGAUCACCGCAAUGCUCGUGGCGCUGCCAGAGUUGAUUGUGGCAGAUGCAGAGCGGUACAAAUUCCCAGGGACCUUCGAAUCGAUUGUGCUGACGGGUUGCAAGCCGGUGUGGGAUGCCUGGAAGCAGAGCAUCUACCAGGUGUUCCUGGCCGUUGCCAUGUACAUCGCUCCCAUUGUGCUCAUGUCACUCACCUACGCUCACAUCGCAUUCGUUCUCUGGAAAGUUGCAAUACCUGGAAACUCUUGCCAGUCUGUCAUGGCCGGCGGGAAACGCCCGAUGCUUGACGGCAAACGCAGCAAACUUCCUGAGGACCAGCUCGCCUCCAGGCGGAAAGCUGCCAAAAUGCUCAUCGCCAUUGUUAUCGUCUUCGGCAUCUGUUAUCUACCGGUUCACCUUAUGAAUGUUCUAAGGUACUUCCAGCUGCUGAAAACUGAAAGUGCGGUCCAACCGCUGAUCUCGCACUGGCUGCCCUACUUCAACAGCGCCCUCAACCCAGUCAUCUACAACUUCAUGAGCGCCAAGUUCCGGAAGGAGUUCAAGGUAGCCUGCUUCUGUUGUUUUUAUUACGGGUUCCGGAAGCGCCCUUUUCGCAGGCGCGACCACACCUUCACCAUGACCUUCUCCCACAGCAACUACAGCAACUGCCACACAGAAGAAGUCACCCUGACAAGCCUCAAAGACUGAGCUCUCGUCUGCAACGUCCGAGAUCUCCCGAGAUGGAUGAACGGCUUCUCGGGAAGGACGAGGACCACAUGGCGAAGCAGGAGAAAAAGGAGAGAGAGAAAACAGAGGGAGAGGCGGAAAACGAAGAGCUGAUUAGAAUGGUGGAAGUGGAGGUCACAGUUCAUAAUGUCAUGAACGAAGCCAAUGAAGAAGCCCUUGAAGUUCUGUGACCUAACCUCGUGAGUUCAUUCCGUUCAGGACGAAUACCAGGAGACAUAUUACGAUGUUAAUAGCGACUUUAAACUGUUGCAGGCGCAGAACAAUGAUUUGAAUCAAGUUUGAAUGUUUUAGAAACUUGACACGAAACACACUGGGUACUUACUACCCUUGGAGAUUCCCAGUAAACAAUUAAAUAAUUAUUACAAAAGAAAAAACACAGUACUGUAAAACAAACAUACCAGUGUAAUCCGACAGAGUUCAUAUUGCUAACAGCGUCCAUAAUUUGUGACCUAACCGUUUGCUGGCGACACAACGACCCAAUCAAAGAUGGAUUGAGAAGAAACUUGAGCAUGCCCGGAUUUUGCUGUGAAAGUGCAAUAGUGUCUUGUCAGGAGAAAUAUUCAAAGAAGAUACAGGCAGCUGGAUGCCGAAAUUCCUGCUUGGGUUCAAUUUUCCUUUCCGGAGGCAUUCUUGGCUCCUGUUCUCCAUUUUUUAAUUUCUGUGAACGCAGAACAAAAGAAAGGAGACUAGUUGCAGCAAUCCGAACAUUGGCGCAGUGACAGUAUCGUACGAAGGUAAGAAAUGUGUGACUGCUUCACAAUCCCAGACUUCAUUAGCCCUUAUCUCUUCCCCUCAAAAAAUAACCCAAAGCAAAAGAGGAAAAAACAACAAUUGAUGACCUCUGACCUUCUUUGUUACCUCAUUUAAGACAAAACUACAGCAUCUGAGCAAAGCUGCAUGGAUGUGUCAAGAGUGACACUUGGUGACACGACCUCAUGCAGGCUGCCCAACAUGUUUACAACAUCGAAUGGACGCGGAGUGAAAAGAUUAUGAAUGGGAUGUGAGAUGCUCUCCCACGGAAGCUGGGAGGUUAGGACAUCACGGAUAUGGAAAGAUUCGAGCAUGAAGCCAGCGCCAUCUACUCUUCUGGAGCUCGUGUAGGAAAUGUUGACAUCAGUGCGUUUAAUUCGAGAUUCAUCAGAUGGAACUUUUUUUGUCUUUUGACCGAAUUAUACGAGUGACUAUUCAAAAAUACUUUUCUCUUAAAAUAAAAACCGUUUUCACUUGCUGGUACAAUGGUAACGCACAAAGGAUGUCGUCAGUUGAUAUUGUGAAAAAAAAAAGCUAGUGCAGACAUUUUGUUGUAUACCUUUAAGGAAGGUGACAUGGAAGAAAAACCUUUCUCCUUGUCUGUUCAAUGAGGUGGAGCAUGUCUGAAUAGUCUAUAUUGUGCGCAGAACUCAGGACUUUCAAAGACUUCCAGCAGGGAUCGCCAUGGUGACCCUUGCUGGAUCUUAGGAAGUGACGUAGAGCCAGGCGGCAGUGCGCACGCGCACGUGGCUCGCGACUCUUCCCAUCAGCCCGCUAACAUCCAGCUACAUGUAUAGUAACAAACCGUGUUUGUUUACAUUGUCUGUGUGAAGACUUGUUUAUGUUGUUUACGCUGUUCUCGCUGUAACUCAGCGGUGGGAAGGCCGGGGGAGGCUGCGUGAGUGGGUGUAGCAUGUGAGGAUCGAUGGUGAUUAACUGGAUUUGUUUUAUCUCGGAAAUAACGGUAUUUAUCAGCUAAACGUUUUUGUUUGUAAUGUCUAUCUCCUACUUUCAAUCAAUGUUUCAGUUUGGGUUUUCCUCCUUUGCAAUCAUCAUCAUCAUCAUCAAUCAUCAUCAUCAUCAUCCCUCUCAUUCUCUUUUGUUCUCUUUACCUCUGUGUCUCUGCUUGACACCUCUGCUAUCAAGGUUUACAGAUGAUUUUUGCUUUGUCUGAGAGGCCCAGCGGCUAGAAUGUUCGACCUGAUGUAAAUAUCAAUAAUGUUUGUACAGCUUAUUUGACACAUUCGGCAUGCAUUAUUCAUGUCGACUCACCAUCGCCAUAGUAUUCCUGUUGAUGCCGGAGAAGCUAGUCAAAGACAAACAGCUCACUCAUGAUUUGUACAGAACACAAGGUCUAUUUUCUAGCCUGCUUCUCGACCUGUCCUUGUGCAAUACAGUGGCCCCUGUCUAGGGGCUAAAGUGUACAAGUGUACAAGUGUACAUGUGCUGUGUAUAGCUCCUCUCACCAACUGUCCACACACACCCUUCUGUACUCACCAUAAACACAAAUCUAGUAUUUUAAAC
Molecule: messenger RNA, 5376 nt
Organism: Pomacea canaliculata
Lineage: Eukaryota; Metazoa; Mollusca; Gastropoda; Architaenioglossa; Ampullariidae
Product: orexin receptor type 2-like
Exons: 9
Coding region: 1825-3063 (412 amino acids)
Biological process (GO): G protein-coupled receptor signaling pathway
Cellular component (GO): membrane
Molecular function (GO): neuropeptide Y receptor activity
Source: RefSeq, a predicted model, not a curated record